Molecule: messenger RNA, 2521 nt
Organism: Ictalurus punctatus (channel catfish)
Lineage: Eukaryota; Metazoa; Chordata; Actinopteri; Siluriformes; Ictaluridae
Product: leucine-rich repeat-containing protein 36
Exons: 9
Coding region: 436-1827 (463 amino acids)
Source: RefSeq, a predicted model, not a curated record
AGAGGGCAGGGGUGAAGGCAUCACAAUCCAAUGUCACUAAUCUUUAUUGAUGAUAUAACUCAUGAUGGAAGCAGCAGAAUGAAUUCAGAAAUUUUUCAGUCAUUUUUUCAGUCAUUACUUAACUACGCGACCUGUUGUGAGGAACUUGAAAAGACCUCUGAGCAAUGAGCUGUAAUGGAUAACCAGCUCUGCUUUUAAAUGUUACUACAUUGUGCUGCUAUGGUGAUAUCUGACCUUUCAAGUCUCCACGCCUUCAGCUGUAACAUUGUUGAACCAAGUCUUUAUGUCUCUAUGGCUGCACAGAGAAUCUUUUCUGCCCUCACCACUUUCAGUGAACUUGAAAUGUCUUUCAGCUGGUGCAAAAACAAUCGACUCUGAAUUAGAACUGUAAAGAAGUGAAAAGCUUGGAUAAGAUGAUGCAUUAACGAGUGAGGGAUGAACUCUGGGAAAGCGGCGAAAGAGAAAAAGAAAACGCAAAGUGAUCAACGGGAUCUUAUGAGCAACACUCUGGUAUCUGCAGAUAAGGAGUUAAGGCAGUUUGGAGUUAUGGAAUUGCACAACUCCAGCCUUGAUGAAUAUGACAAGUUAUCUCCUGGUCCUUCUCACUCUGUUCUCCGUUCCCCUUCUUCUCCUCCUCCACGAUCAAAAGAUCUCAGAGUGACUUUUCAACAGGAACGUUCAAACAGCUUUCCAAAGACAAUGCCUUUCUGUAGGAUUAUAAAACAAAAUGCAUCUCCUUUAUUAUCGAGAACUGAUCAGCAGUCAGUACUCACUCGUACACAGAGUACACCAGAGAUCAGAUCUUUAUAUUUGGACUCUGAGCCUACAGAAGGAACUAAUAAACACUGGGAUAAGAAUUUUAGGGAUGCUGUGUUGUCAUGGACCUCAAUGAAUCACCCUUUGGCUGAAACACACACAGAGCUGGAAUCACAUACUGACAGACUGCUUCGCCUUACCAGGGACUUGUAUGAAUCGACCCACCUACCUGAUGCUGCCAUACAAUUUUUCGAGAUGAGGCAAGAGGAAAGAUCACCAGUUCAUAGACUCUGCAUGAAUUCCUUUUUACAGCCAGACAAACAGGAGACCGAGCAGACUUCUAAACAACGGCUAAAAACCAAGGAACAGUUGAUCGUUCCAGAAGCCCAGGGAAGCUCUUUGUCUGGUCCAGCUGUCCAGCCCUGUGGUCCUGAUGUGUGCGCUGUGUUGAGGACUCUGCUGGACCUGGUGGACGAGCACUGGAAUGGACAAAACUCUCUCCACCUCAAUCUCAACUUUAUGGCAAAAGCCAUCCUCCUUCUAUUACCUCUAACUAACCCGGUUCCACCAUCCCAAUCUGAGGACAAGUAUAUAAGAGGACGUAAGGAUGAGCAGAAAGGAAAGCGGGAGAGCAGAGAAUGGUGGGAUGUGGAGAAAUCAAGGCAGGUAAAGAGCAUGUUGGGGAAUGAACAGGGUGGAAACGAGGAGUGCGAAAGCUGCGGAGAACACCGAUCAGCAAUCGAUGUCUCCAAAGUUAGACAGCUGAAGAGACAACUUGCCAAAACUCAACAUGAACAGGAAUCAUUGAAGACGAGACUGAUCUUGGCUUUAAAAGAGAACUUCGUUUUGCGAGCAGAGAAAAUGAAGAUAAUCACAACUUUGGAAAAUGACACUACACUGUUGGACUUGGGAGUACAUCUGGACAGAGAAACAAAAGUUCUUCAACAGCAAGACAAACUCUUAAAGCAGUUGGAACGAACACUGCAUCUUCUACAGGACAAUCACAGAUCCUUGGUAUCCCGUAAUGACUUGCUGCAGAAUUUGAUCAAAAGAACCAGCAAAAUGCAGUAAAACAUUAUAAAUGUACUGAAUCAAUAUUGGUAAAAUGAACAGUUUGUAUAUUUAACUGUAUAUGUUUUUAAAGUCUGAACUUUAAAUGCAUUUCUUCUUUGUUAUAGUAUGUCUUAUAUGCCUAAAUGAUUUAAAAUAGUAAAGGUGCUACUGUUCUCUAAUUCCUCUGUGUAUAUAAAUAUAUUAAAGCAGGUACCAUUACAGUGAGUGACGAUUAAAUUGGAAUAACCAUCUUUACAAUAAACAAUAAAUAGUUAUCUUAAAAAAAAUACAUCUGAAGUGUUUAUGUGGGGUUUAUGAACGCUCCACGUAGAACCCUACAACAGAGCAUGCCUCUUUGAUAAACUGAUCUAUGAUAGAUCAUAAUUAUGUGAUCAUUUCUAUGAAUGUGUAUUUCCUGUAUGAGCACAAGAAAUAUGGAGACCAUGACCAAAGACUUCAAACAUACGCGUUCGUACGUAAAAUUCGUAACAUUAGACCACCAGCAGAUGGCGGUACUGAUCAACAAAACACUACCUUAUAGACCUGAGUCUAAAGGUGCAUUCAGCUAACGCUUAUAACAAGGAAUUUCUGAUCUCUGACUAGGAAAAAAACGAAGAAAAGUCCCUUCAACCCCGACCUUCCUGACUCACCGAAUGACUCUCAAUCAGCAUAGACAUAUUAGUUGGUUAAAUCUUUAACAGUGACCAAUUGC